Molecule: messenger RNA, 735 nt
Organism: Closterium sp. Naga37s-1
Lineage: Eukaryota; Viridiplantae; Streptophyta; Zygnematophyceae; Desmidiales; Closteriaceae
Source: the annotation of a GenBank genome assembly
AUGUCUUUUGGAGCUCAAGGUCAGUUUGGUGGUUGUAGCAGCAGUAGCUGUCCGUUGCUGUUGAAUGUGUGCAGCGUGAGACAGGAGCGUGCUUCGUCCACAACGGUCCAAGGGUCUGACUGGAGGUGCAAGGAUGUGUACACCAUGUUUGGGCUCACCCUGCAGCAGUUCAAGGAGAUGAACCCGUUCAGGGAGAUGAACCCGGUGAGACCUGCAACAUGUUGCGUGGUCUGUGCCUCGCUUGAGCAUGUUGAUUUGUUCUUCUUUUUGUGCCCUCUCUCCCUCUCUCACCCCCUCACCCUCACUCACUCUCUCCCUCUUUCACCAUCUCCAUCUCUCACCCCUUCUCCCUCUCUCUCCCUCUCCCUCUCUCUCGCACCCUCUCCCUCUCACCCUCUCCCUCUCUCUCGCACCCUCUCCCUCUCUCUCUCACCCUCUCCCUCUCUCUCUCACCCUCUCCCACUCUCUCUCACCCUCUCCCUCUCUCUCUCACCCUCUCUCAAUCUCUCUCAACCUCCCUCUCCCUCUCUCUCACCCUCCCCCUCUCUCACACCCUCUCCCACUCCCUCAUGCACUCCCUCUAUUUUACACUCUCCCAAAACCUUUUCACUCCCUCUUCUCCAGGAUAUCGACUGUUCCAAGCUUCUUCCUCAAGGUCGGGAGCAGCUUGUGCAUGAGAUUUUACCAGCUUGCUCUGCCUUCUACUACGUCCCGCUCGUGAGUUGGACACGAUGA